This is a messenger RNA of Alternaria viburni, 600 nucleotides long. RefSeq lists its product as uncharacterized. The record is from RefSeq and is a predicted model, not a curated record. Bases 1 to 600 code for a protein of 199 amino acids. The transcript is spliced from 2 exons. Lineage: Eukaryota; Fungi; Ascomycota; Dothideomycetes; Pleosporales; Pleosporaceae.
AUGCUGUCCAACAUAUCCAUGGACGGACUACCACAAGUCCCAUAUGCUCCGUCAACCUUGUCCCUGGUACCCCUGGCACAGUCUUUCCCAGCAAUAAUUGCCAUCUUGCUGGGGCUUAUAGGCGUACUCUCGGUCGUCGUUAGCACCAGCGGAAAACCGAUACAUCCGCUAGCAAAUCCUCCACGCUGGAACCAGACCACUCUAUCAAAACGAAUUGAGUUCCUCAAGAACGGAAGGGUGAUACUGAGCGACGCGAGGAAACGCUACGGCAAGCAGCCUUAUAGGCUGAUUGUCGACACGGGCGAAUGUCUUAUCCUACCUCCUGAGUAUGCAGCAACGAUACGUAACAGCAUGGAUCUUAGCUUCGCAAAGGCGAUAGAGAAGAACUUCUCGGGACACGUUUCCGGCUUCGAAAUGUAUGCCGUCUUGCUCCACGAACAAAGACUCGUACAAAACGUGGUGAAGGACCAGCUUACCAAAUACUUAACUCCUGAAGACGUCUUGACAAAGCCCCUCUCGGAAGAAGCCAGUCAUGCUCUCGACGUGAUAUUCGGCCAAGAUACGGGUGAGAUGACCCCGCUAUUCGUCUCAAACAGGUGA